Arachis stenosperma is the source of this 1069-nucleotide messenger RNA. RefSeq lists its product as uncharacterized. Gene Ontology annotation, molecular function: protein tyrosine phosphatase activity. Gene Ontology annotation, biological process: protein dephosphorylation. Bases 4 to 843 code for a protein of 279 amino acids. The transcript is spliced from 5 exons. The record is from RefSeq and is a predicted model, not a curated record. Lineage: Eukaryota; Viridiplantae; Streptophyta; Magnoliopsida; Fabales; Fabaceae.
GUAAUGGUGGUGGAGUUGAAGGAAGAGAAGAAGAAGAAGAAGGAGAGAAAACCGAAAAAUAUGAGGACAGUGUACAGCAAGGAUGGGAAUCUCACAAAUUUACGGUUUUGCCACUGUUCCCAAGUUCGCACCCUCAACCCGAAAUCCUCAUUCCUCGUUUCUCUCAUUCAAGUUCCAAACUUUACCCUCUCCAUCACAACAAAAACUUUUCCCUUUCGAUCUUCCUCCAUUCUCUGCGGAAUCAACCGUCGAUGUGUGAAUAAUAAUUAUCGUCGUUGGGUGAUUCGAGCAUCAAUGGCAUCUUCCACGUCAUCCCCAACACAGAGAGAGCGAUUCUCUGUGCUGUUUGUGUGCCUCGGCAACAUAUGCAGAAGCCCAGCUGCGGAAGGAGUAUUCCAGGACUUGGUUAAGAAAAGGGGUCUCGAUUCAAAGUUCAACAUCGAUUCUUGUGGCACCAUCGAUUAUCACGAGGGGAAUGAAGCGGAUCCGAGAAUGAGGGAAGCAUCAAAGAAGCGUGGGAUUCAGAUAACUUCAAUUUCGAGGCCGAUCAAGCCAUCUGAUUUCGUUGAUUUUGAUCUUAUUCUAGCUAUGGACAUGCAAAACAGAGAGGACAUAUUGGAGUCUUUCAAUAGUUGGAGAGCCAGAUAUAAGUUACCAGAUGAUGCACAUAAAAAGGUUAAGUUGAUGUGCUCCUAUUGUAAGAAGCAUGAUGAAAGUGAAGUCCCGGAUCCUUAUUAUGGUGGACCGCAAGGGUUUGAGAAGGUAUUAGAUUUGCUUGAAGAUGCUUGCGGAUCAUUGCUGGAAAAUAUUUUGGCUGAAAAUGAACAUGUACGACAAUCCUAAUACGUUUUACGUGGUCAAUAGGUCCAGUUUUGGUGAAAAACAUGUUUGUUUUUAUAUCAUUGUCAAAAUUACCAUUUAUUUUGGUGGUUUUAGUUAGUGGCUUUUUUCCUAAACCCCCAAUUUCAAUGAAUGUAAACCCAUUGUCACCCAUAAAAUAUAUACAAUUCUUUUGUUCAUCUUGUGCACCAGAUACUAAAGCUAGCACCGAAUGUUAGCAUUUCUCAAG